Molecule: messenger RNA, 579 nt
Organism: Chlamydomonas reinhardtii
Lineage: Eukaryota; Viridiplantae; Chlorophyta; Chlorophyceae; Chlamydomonadales; Chlamydomonadaceae
Exons: 3
Coding region: 183-413 (76 amino acids)
Source: RefSeq, a predicted model, not a curated record
GCCCUCCAGAGCCCUUCAGAGCCCUCCAGAGCCCUCCAGAGCCCUUCAGAGCCCUCCAGAGCCCUUCAGAGCCCUCCAGAGCCCUUCAGAGCCCUCCAGAGGCCUGUGCAGAUCCCCCCAGAGACUGGAGGGCUCUGGAGGGCUUUGCCACGUUCUCACCCACGGCACCCAGGGCCAAACAAAUGCUACUUUCUUUAGCAGGGGGGGGGGGGGCUCCGACCUCUGAUGAGGCAUUCGCAGGUGUGGACAUCAUGCUGUCGCUGCACAAGGGGCAGCAUGCCAAGAACACGCGCGUGAAGGGCUAUCGCUUCGCUGUGGAGGGCAAGCGGCGCCUGUACCGUCCGUCAGAGAUGCAGUUGGUCGGGGCUGAGCCCAUGCUGAGCGCUUGCCCAGCGCCCACGCACUCGUUUUAACAAAUGCCGCCCGGCAAUGGGCCUUUUAACGCUACACAAGACAACUCUUGCGCGCUAGAUCGCAAAAACAGGCAAACGUAAGGAAGCAUGCGCGCAUGCUCUGACACAAUGCUGCGGACGAGGGCACAAGUGGUGCUCUGGGGACAAGCUCCGGCCCUAUCUGUCU